Messenger RNA from Sinocyclocheilus rhinocerous, 1739 nucleotides. RefSeq names its product GPN-loop GTPase 1-like. The transcript has 14 exons. The record is from RefSeq and is a predicted model, not a curated record. The coding region runs from base 39 to 1229 and encodes 396 amino acids. Gene Ontology annotation, molecular function: GTPase activity. Lineage: Eukaryota; Metazoa; Chordata; Actinopteri; Cypriniformes; Cyprinidae.
ACACAUUUCUUUACGGUAAGUGUCCAGUAGUAGCAGGCAUGGCGACUGCAGCAGCAGACGUAAGCGAUGGCGCUUCAUAUGAAAGUGAUCAAUGUAAAGAAGAUGGAGAUACACCGAGGCAGAGUUCAUCUAACGAACAGAACACAGAACCGAAACCGGUGUGUCUCAUAGUUUUAGGCAUGGCAGGGUCAGGAAAAACAACUUUUGUGCAGAGGCUCACAGUUUACCUGCACUCCAAGAAAAGUCCUCCAUAUGUUAUCAAUCUAGAUCCUGCAGUUCAUGAGGUCCCUUUUCCAGCCAACAUUGAUAUCAGAGACACUGUCAAUUACAAGGAAGUCAUGAAACAAUAUGGCUUAGGUCCAAAUGGAGGAAUCGUCACAUCUCUCAAUCUGUUUUCAACACGAUUUGAUCAGGUCAUGAAGUUUAUUGAGAAAAAGCAAAGUAACCACCAAUAUGUUUUGAUUGACACUCCUGGGCAAAUAGAGGUGUUCACAUGGUCUGCAUCUGGAACCAUCAUAACUGAAGCACUGGCCUCUUCUUUUCCCUGUGUGGUUAUUUAUGUGAUGGACACAUCUCGAAGUGUAAAUCCGGUCACCUUUAUGUCCAACAUGCUCUACGCCUGCAGCAUUCUCUACAAGACCAAGCUACCUUUCAUAGUCGUCAUGAACAAGACCGACAUCAUUGAUCACAGUUUUGCGGUGGAGUGGAUGCAGGACUUUGAGGUGUUUCAGGACGCUUUGAAUCAGGAGACGUCCUACGUUAGUAACCUGACCCGCUCUAUGAGUCUCGUUCUUGAUGAGUUCUACACCAACCUGAGGGUUGUCGGAGUGUCUGCAGUCACGGGUUCUGGGCUUGAUGAACUGUUUGUACAGGUUGCAGAUGCUGCUAAAGAGUAUGAAACAGAGUAUCGUCCUGAAUAUGAACGUCUGCACAGAGAGUUGGCUGAAGCUCAGAGUCAGAAACAACAGGAGCAGUUGGAACGCCUUCGGAAGGACAUGGGAGCAGUUCCCAUGGAAACUGCAGUUCCUACUGAUGCCCCAGAUCUUGGUGGGCCCAGUGACCUCAUCUUUACCCGCGGCAACCCUGAUGAAGCCGAGGAAGACAUAGACAGCGAUACCGAUGAUAUCGAUCACACAGUCAUAGAAGAAAGCAAAGAGGCCGGCGCUUUCAAAAGCUUUCUGAAGGAGAGAAGAGAAAUAGUGCAAGUGCGCAACAGGAAGUCAAAGUGAGGGCAGGAAAUGAUCAUUAUGUAUGUGUACUGUUGCCCAGAAUACUUGAGUUUGAGCCCUGAACAUUGACCUUUCCACUUUCAAAGACAUAAGUUGUUAUAGCUCAUUUAGACAUUUUUUCAUAAAUCUGCUUGUAUGCUACAGUUGUGGCUACUUGCACAUCCUGCUGCCACAUCAGCUAGUCUGCACUGAGAUUUCAGAAUUGCGAAUGAAUGAAUUUGUAAAAACAGUCUGUUGCAUCAUGCACGGGUUAAGAACUUCAUUAGUUCAAAACCAAACAUCAACAUGGAGUUGAAUAUCUUGGGUCUCCACUGAACAUGUAUUCAAACAAAUACCUUCUGAAAAAUGUCAGAAAAUACCUUGUUUUUCUUUUGCAUAAUAUAUUUAUGUACGCUCUAUAAUCUUAUUUGUCUGUUAAUAGAAAUGCUUUGUUUUUCCCAACAACCUGGAGCAGAAACCAGAAUCUGCAGUUUCUCUUCUGACUUCCUGUACCUUUAAAGUUCACGUUUC